Talaromyces proteolyticus is the source of this 345-nucleotide messenger RNA. RefSeq lists its product as uncharacterized. Bases 1 to 345 code for a protein of 114 amino acids. Lineage: Eukaryota; Fungi; Ascomycota; Eurotiomycetes; Eurotiales; Trichocomaceae. The transcript has 2 exons. The record is from RefSeq and is a predicted model, not a curated record.
AUGCUUCAAGACAUAGGCGGUCUAGUUGAGGAUGAUUUGCUUUUCUUAAUGCCAUCGGAGGAUGGUGACGGCCAUGCUCCCAAAGGCUUUGUUACUUGCUUUCUGAAUGGUUUCAACACGUCGAAAAAGUUGAACCUCAAGCUCCGAGAUAUUCACAAGCCUGUUCCGCAAUAUAAGGAGAGGUUGGAGAAGAACAUGGAUGGAUUCUUCGAUAAGCUCAAGGUUGGCAACGUCGUCAAGCGCGCCAAUGUGUGGUUAGCCAACCUCCAGUGGACUAUUCAAAAUACAGAUCGACCUUUUAUAUCAUUUGAAAACCACCUGUAUGAAGGGGAGGACACACCCUAA